UUGCCGUUUGCUCAAGUUAGCUCCAAUAAAAAAACACACACACUUUCUCUCUCUCUACUACCGUCGGAAAGCCGAAAGCCUAAGGUCUUAGAUAACUUUUUAUAUUAGCCUUAACAAAAAUGUCUCGGAGAUAUGAUAGCCGCACAACAAUCUUUUCCCCCGAAGGUCGUCUCUACCAAGUAGAGUACGCAAUGGAAGCCAUUGGAAAUGCUGGCUCUGCAAUCGGAAUAUUAUCAAAGGAUGGUGUCGUCUUGGUUGGUGAAAAGAAAGUUACUUCCAAGCUUCUUCAAACCUCCAUGUCUACGGAAAAGAUGUACAAGAUUGAUGAUCAUGUUGCUUGUGCCGUAGCGGGAAUAAUGUCCGAUGCAAACAUCCUCAUCAACACUGCUCGGGUGCAAGCACAACGCUACACAUAUGCUUACCAAGAGCCAAUGCCUGUUGAACAGUUGGUUCAAUCUCUCUGCGACACAAAGCAGGGUUAUACGCAGUUUGGCGGUCUCCGCCCUUUUGGUGUUUCAUUUCUUUUUGCAGGAUGGGACAAGAACUACGGAUUUCAACUUUACAUGAGUGACCCUAGUGGGAACUACAGUGGAUGGAAGGCUGCAGCUAUCGGUGCCAAUAAUCAAGCAGCUCAGUCGAUGUUAAAACAAGAUUACAAGGACGAGAUCACGAGGGAAGAAGCCGUGCAACUUGCACUGAAAGUGCUGAGUAAAACCAUGGACAGCACGAGCCUUACUUCGGAGAAGCUUGAACUGGCUGAGGUUUUCCUCACACCUUCCGGGAAUGUGAAGUACCAGGUUUGCUCACCCGAUUCGAUGAGUAAGUUGUUGCAGAAGUUUGGAGUGACCGAACCUGCAGCCGAGACUUUGUAAACUUUGUUUCUGUUCAUCGUUUUCUCGGAGCAGGCUUAUCAUCAUCUUCUUGUUUUAUCUAUUGUUAUAUUCUGUCAAACGGAAUUCAAAUCUCUGUUGGAUCGUUAAUGUUGCUUGCUGUGUUUUAGACUUGGAAUUUAUUUAUGACCGUUUGUUCAGCUGAAGGAAAUGACGUC
This is a messenger RNA of Hibiscus syriacus, 1048 nucleotides long. RefSeq names its product proteasome subunit alpha type-4-like. Gene Ontology annotation, biological process: ubiquitin-dependent protein catabolic process. The coding region runs from base 120 to 872 and encodes 250 amino acids. The transcript has 2 exons. NCBI's taxonomy places the organism in Eukaryota, Viridiplantae, Streptophyta, Magnoliopsida, Malvales, Malvaceae. Gene Ontology annotation, cellular component: cytosol; proteasome core complex; nucleus. The record is from RefSeq and is a predicted model, not a curated record.